Messenger RNA from Hippopotamus amphibius kiboko, 924 nucleotides. RefSeq names its product olfactory receptor 143-like. The transcript has a single exon. Gene Ontology annotation, molecular function: G protein-coupled receptor activity; odorant binding; olfactory receptor activity. Gene Ontology annotation, biological process: G protein-coupled receptor signaling pathway; sensory perception of smell. The record is from RefSeq and is a predicted model, not a curated record. Gene Ontology annotation, cellular component: membrane. The coding region runs from base 4 to 924 and encodes 306 amino acids. Lineage: Eukaryota; Metazoa; Chordata; Mammalia; Artiodactyla; Hippopotamidae.
AUAAUGUCUGUGGAUAAUGACUCUUCAGUAACUGAGUUCAUCCUGGUAGGGUUUACAGACCAAAGUCAACUCCAGUUACCCCUCUUCUUCCUCUUCUUAUUGAACUAUAUGGUCACUGUGGUAGGGAAUUUGAGCUUAAUUAAUCUGAUAUGCCUGAACUCUCAUCUUCAUACUCCCAUGUAUUUUUUCAUCUUCAACCUAUCCUUCAUAGAUCUCUGCCACUCCUUGGUCAUUACCCCUAAACUGCUAAUGAGCCUUGUGUCAGAGAACAUCAUUUCCUUUGCAGGAUGCAUGACUCAGCUGUUUCUUUUCUGUUUCUUUGUCCAUUCUGAAUGCUAUGUGUUGACAGCCAUGGCCUAUGAUCGCUAUGUGGCCAUCUGUCAGCCCCUUUUGUACAUGGUCACUAUGUCCCCACAGGUCUGUUCUCUGCUGAUGUUUGGUUCAUAUGUAUUGGGGUUUGCCGGUGCCAUGGUCCACACAGGGGACAUGGUCAGAUUGUCCUUUUGUGAUUCCAGUAUCAUAGAUCAUUACAUGUGUGACAUCUUCCCCCUCCUCCAGCUGUCCUGCAGCAGCACUGAUGCCAAUGAGCUGGUGGAUUCCAUUAUUGUGAGCACAGUUGUAAUAAUAUCUAGCUUCAUUAUUUUUGUUUCUUAUGCUUUGAUCCUCUCCAAUAUCCUCCACAUCUCAUCAGCUCAGUGUUGGUCCAAAGCCUUCAGCACUUGUGGCUCCCACAUAAUAACUGUUGCCCUUUUCUAUGGUUCUGGGUUGUUCACACAUCUCAAGACCUCUUCUGUGGGCCAGGGGAAGUUCUUCUCAGUAUUUUAUACCCAUAUAGUCCCCAUGUUGAACCCCCUCAUCUAUAGUCUAAGGAACAAGGAUGUCAAACUUGCUCUGAAGAAAACCCUAAAGAGAGUUGCAAACUAA